ACGACGAUUCUUAAGUUCAGGAUGGAACUCAGAAAAGGGCCCUGGUCGAAAAAGAUCAUAGUUCCAGCCUGCUUUUUGGUAAUUCUAAUCUGGAUCUUUCUAAUCGACAAUUCGUUACUUCUCGCCGGCCUGGCUGGCAAACCGACCUCACAGAAACCCAGAAACUCAAUUUCUUCUACACAAACACACAAUCAAAAUCUGGACCAUCCAUACGCCAAGGAUACCUCUUUGAUAAACGAUGUCGAACCGAAACACAAAAAGCUAUCGAAACUUCAAAUGGUGUCACUUUGGACAGGCAACAGCAGCGUUAAAGAAGGGAACUUGGCCGGCCCGCGAACGUAUCAGAUCUUAAAACAACAAGGUUUAAUGCCCAGCAAACAGUUGCCGACCGCUUUGAUAAUCGGCGUCAAGAAAGGCGGGACUAGAGCUUUGCUAGAGUUCCUGAGAUUGCAUCCCGCGAUUCGUGCCGCUGGAUCGGAGGUGCACUUUUUCGAUCACCAUUACAUCAAGGGAUUUCAUUGGUACAGACACCGAAUGCCCCCGACUCUUGCCACUCAGAUCACGAUGGAGAAGACGCCAUCUUAUUUCGUGACCAGCGAGGUACCGCGAAGAGUUCAACGCAUGAAUCCGGCAAUGAAAUUAAUUCUAGUAGUUAGGGAUCCUGUCACACGAGCCAUAUCCGAUUAUACCCAAGUGCGAAGCAAACGAGCCAACAUGCCGAGGUUCGAGGAUCUCGCGUUUCUGAACGGAUCGAAGAUCGUGGACACGUCGUGGGUACCAUUGAAAAUCGGUGUAUACGCGCGACAUCUAGAAAGAUGGCUCCACUACUUUCCGCUCUCGCAAUUUUUAUUCGUAUCGGGGGAAAGAUUGAUCGUCGAUCCAGUGGCGGAGAUCACGAGGGUGCAGGAUUUCUUGGGCCUAAAGCGAGUCAUUUGCGAGAGACACUUUUAUUUUAAUGCCACGAAGGGAUUUCCCUGUCUGCUCAAAUCUGAGGAACGUCCAACUCCCCAUUGCCUUGGUAAGAACAAGGGUCGUAGCCACCCUUACAUAGACCCCGUAGCAAUACAACGAUUGAGAGAUUUUUAUCGUCCAUUCAACCAACGGUUCUAUCAAUUGACGGGGAUGGAUUUCGGUUGGUUGUGAGAUUAACGCGAGAUAAGUAAAUAACAUAUCGAAUAUAGUUAAGCGACACAUAGUCAAUUUUUAUCGAGACACGA
This is a messenger RNA of Dufourea novaeangliae, 1217 nucleotides long. It is a transcript of the gene Hs3st-B, whose product is annotated as heparan sulfate glucosamine 3-O-sulfotransferase 6. Gene Ontology annotation, molecular function: [heparan sulfate]-glucosamine 3-sulfotransferase activity. The record is from RefSeq and is a predicted model, not a curated record. The coding region runs from base 22 to 1143 and encodes 373 amino acids. The transcript has 3 exons. NCBI's taxonomy places the organism in Eukaryota, Metazoa, Arthropoda, Insecta, Hymenoptera, Halictidae.